Molecule: messenger RNA, 1442 nt
Organism: Malania oleifera
Lineage: Eukaryota; Viridiplantae; Streptophyta; Magnoliopsida; Santalales; Ximeniaceae
Product: probable serine/threonine-protein kinase WNK11
Exons: 3
Coding region: 445-1323 (292 amino acids)
Biological process (GO): intracellular signal transduction; protein phosphorylation
Cellular component (GO): cytoplasm
Molecular function (GO): ATP binding; protein serine/threonine kinase activity
Source: RefSeq, a predicted model, not a curated record
GGUCAAUCUCAGCUGGAAAACUUAUUCAAGAAGCAUAUUGUGAACAAAGUGACACCCUAAUAAAUGCCUGGAGCAUUUCCAACUUCCAAGCAGCGAUAUGGCCGCCGGCAGUGGCUGAAACGACGUCGGGCGCUAAAUCAACGCCUGCUUCCCUGAUUAACACUACUAAUUGGCAGUGCUGUGUUCAAUGCUAAUCCUCAUUUACUCAAAACUAAUCCAUCAACGCAUCCUAUAAAUAUCCAACCCCCCUCCACCCUUCCAUUUCAUCUCUGCAACCCAUGCUGCCUGCGCUUCCCCACAUUCUCUCUCUCUCUCUCUUUCUCUCCGGCGGACGGGCGUUUCAGUCUGCUUCUUGUUUUUGAGAUUUUCUAGCUUCGUGAUCUCAAGAUUUUCUCUUGGGAAAGAUAACAUCACUUCGUAGUUUUGGUGACUUCGCCUUUGAAGAUGCCUUCUGCCGAUCAAGAUGAUGAACCGUUCAUUGAGCUGGACCCGACCGGUCGAUUUGGCCGCUACUGUGAUUUGCUGGGCUCUGGUGCUGUGAAGAAGGUUUACCGCGGGUUUGAUCAGGAGGAAGGCAGAGAAGUGGCCUGGAACCAAGUUCAAUUGAAGAACUUCAGCAUGGAUCAAUCAGUAAUGGAUCGUCUUCAGUCGGAGGUUUCUUUAUUGAGUUCGCUGAAGAAUGACAACAUCAUCAGUCUAUACAGUGCUUGGAAUGACGUUCCGCACACCACAUUGAAUUUUAUCACUGAAGUUUGCACGUCUGGGAAUCUCAGGAAUUACCGUAGGAAACAUCGCCACGUCUCAAUCAAGGCCUUGAAGAAGUGGUCGAUGCAGAUUCUCAGGGGUUUGGAUUAUCUCCACACUCAUGAGCCCUGUGUCAUUCACAGAGACCUCAACUGUAGUAACAUCUUCAUCAAUGGAAACACCGGCAAGGUGAAAAUCGGUGAUCUAGGCCUGGCAACAAUCGUGGGGAAGAACCAUGCGGCACAUUCGAUACUUGGGACGCCGGAGUAUAUGGCCCCGGAGCUGUACGAGGAGGAUUACACAGAGGUGGUAGACAUAUACUCCUUUGGUAUGUGUUUGCUUGAGAUGGUAACAAUGGAGAUACCAUACAGUGAAUGUGACAGCGUCGCCAAGAUAUACAAGAAGGUGACUACUGGGGUGAAGCCCCAGGCAUUGAACAAGGUGGAAGAUCCUGAAGUCAGAGGCUUCGUGGAAAAGUGCAUUGCCCAACCGAGGGCAAGACCAUCGGCAUCUGAUCUUCUCAAGGACUCCUUUUUCUCUAAUCUCGAAUAUGGUAACAUUGCAAACUCUGCUCAUUGAUGGUCUUACGGGCACUCGCCUUGUCUAGCCAUUACUCUCUUCCCUCUAUUUUGCUGGAUACUGUUUAGUAAUCAAAGUUGGAAUUUUUAUACGAAUAAUAUAGUUUGAUUAGCAGUGAA